This is a messenger RNA of Cajanus cajan (pigeon pea), 1491 nucleotides long. The record is from RefSeq and is a predicted model, not a curated record. Lineage: Eukaryota; Viridiplantae; Streptophyta; Magnoliopsida; Fabales; Fabaceae.
UCUUAGCCUCUUGAGAACGAAGCCCACACUCUUUACGUGAAGUCAGUGAGUGCAAUUGUAGGAAGAUGAAAUGCCAAACUUCCUAUAAAUCAAACACCUCAAAACUCGAUGGUACCCGAUUUAUGUGAUCACUGCCUGACCUUUUGGAAACAGAGGAUAACGGUUACCCAUCACGGCAAAGGUCCACAAAUCCUAGUCCUUUGCAGAACUCCAACAUCUCUAGUUAUGAACGACAAGUGAAUCAUUUGAUUCAAACUAAGAAACCGUAUAUGAAUGUGCCACGAUCUUGGGAUAACAUCGUUAGCUACGAACAACAAGUGGAUAAUGCAAUUCAGGUUGUGAAACUGCAGAGGUAUGCGCCAGAAUCCUGGGACAACAUCGUUAGCUACAAACAACGAGUGGAUGAUGCAAUUAAGACUCCGCAACCGCAAUGGAAUGCACCACAAUCCUGGGACAACAUCGUUAGCUACAAACAACGAGUGGAUGAUGCAAUUCAGACUCCGCAACUGCAGAGGUAUGCUCCACAAUCCUGGGACAACAUCGUUAGCCACAAACAACGAGUGUAUGAUGCAAUUCAAACUAUGAAACCCAUUCCAAGUAAUGCACCAAAAUCCAAGGACAAUAUCGUAAGCCACAAACAACGAGUGUAUGAUGCACCAAAGGUCUUGGACGACGACGACUUUAGUUAUGGACGCUACAAACAACGAGUGUAUGAUGCACGCCACAAACAACAAGUGUAUGAUGCACCAAGGUAUGGCGACGAUUAUGGACGCCACAAACAACGAGUGUAUGAUGCACCAGGGUAUGAUGCACCAAAGGUCUUGGACGACGAUUAUGGACGCCACAAACAACGAGUGUAUGAUGCACGAGGGUAUCAUGUACCAAAGGUCUUGGACGACGAUUAUGGACGCCACAAACAACGAGUGGAUGAUGCACGAGGGGAUCAUGUACCAAAGGUCUUGGACGAGGAUUAUGGACGCCACAAACAACGAGUGUAUGAUGCACCAAGGUAUGGCGACGAUUAUGGACACCACAAACAACGAGUGUAUGAUGCACCAAAGGUCUUGGAUGACGAUUAUGGAAGCCACAAACAACGAGUGUAUGAUGCACCAGGGUAUGAUGAGGACUUGGACUACGACGACUUUAGUUAUGGACGGUGAGUGGAGUUAUGGACGGUGAGUGGAUGAUGUAACUAGUGUACGAGUGUAUGAUGCACCAGGGUAUGAUGAGGACUUGGACGACGACGACUUUAGUUAUCGACGGUGAGUGGAUGAUGUAACUAAUUAAGACUGCAUCAGGGUAUGAUGAGGACUUGGACGACGACGACUUUAGUUAUGGACAGUGAGUGGAUUUAUGGACGGUGAGUGGAUGAUGUAACUAAUUAAGACUUUUGUGUGUGUGUGUGUGUGUGCGCGCGUGCGUGCAUGUUUGUGUGUGUAAUUUUAUGAAUAUCCGUCAAUUUGAAUUAAUGAAAUGACGUAUCAAAUGAUU